This is a messenger RNA of Polistes canadensis, 972 nucleotides long. Its product is annotated as piggyBac transposable element-derived protein 4-like. The record is from RefSeq and is a predicted model, not a curated record. Lineage: Eukaryota; Metazoa; Arthropoda; Insecta; Hymenoptera; Vespidae. The transcript has a single exon. The coding region runs from base 1 to 972 and encodes 323 amino acids.
AUGAAUAAAAAGGAUARUGUCGGUGAGUUUUAUCUCGACGACCUGUCAGAUUGUCUUGACUGCUGUUCAGCAAGUAGUACUGAUGACGAAAGUGAUAGCAGUAGUAUAGCAAUUCGAAAGCGACGUCCUGUACCGSUAAUAUACAGUGAUUCAGAAGACGAGGGCAUAARUGAUAAUGUUGAAGACAACARUGGUACAUGGUCAACGAACGACAAWAAUAUAAUUUUGGAACCUWUCGAAGGCAGCYCUGGCGUAAAAAUUAUSCCAAGUUCCUCUAAAAGCGUUAUAGAUAUUGCGAAUUUAUUCAUUGGAAGUGACCUGAUUGAGCACUUCGUGAGGGAGUCUAAUAGGUAUCAUUAUCAAAUUGUAGMAAAAUAUAGAAUUACAUCCAAAACGAAAAAAUGGAAAGACGUCACGGUGACWGAAAUGAAGAWAUUUUUGGGCCUGAUCGUUCUCAUGGGACAAGUAAARAAGGACGUUCUCUACGAUUAUUGGUCUACAGACCAAUCCAUAGAAACGCCGUUUUUCUCGAARGUUAUGAGCAGAAACAGAUUUUUACAAAUAAUGCAAAGUUGGCAUUUUUGUAACAACAACGAUAUUUCUCCCAAUUUGCAUAGGCUGGUGAAGGUCCAGCCUGUCAUCGAUUAUUUCAAAGAAAAAUUUAACAACGUAUAUAAACCCGAUCAACAAUUGUCUCUAGAUGAAUGUUUAAUUCCGUGGAGAGAUAGACUAUCAAUCAGAACAUACAAUCCCGCAAAGACCACUAAAUACGGAAUACUGAUAAGAGUGCUGUCUGAAGCUCGUACAGGAUACGUAUCCAACUUUUGUGUGUAUGCCGCUGAUGGAAAAAUAUUAGAAGAGACUGUAUUAUCGGUCGUUGGACCGUACAAGAACAUGUGGCACCAUAUAYACCAGGAUAAUUACUAUAAUAGUGUCAACAUGGCUAAAAUUUUUUUUAAAAAUAAAUUGUGA